This is a messenger RNA of Musa acuminata AAA Group (dessert banana), 438 nucleotides long. Its product is annotated as auxin-responsive protein IAA27-like. Lineage: Eukaryota; Viridiplantae; Streptophyta; Magnoliopsida; Zingiberales; Musaceae. Bases 1 to 438 code for a protein of 145 amino acids. The record is from RefSeq and is a predicted model, not a curated record. Gene Ontology annotation, cellular component: nucleus. Gene Ontology annotation, molecular function: protein binding. The transcript is spliced from 3 exons. Gene Ontology annotation, biological process: regulation of DNA-templated transcription.
AUGGAGGACGAGAAUGGCCAUUUCACGCCGACGAUGUUCGUGAAAGUGCACAAGCAAGGAUGCGCCAUUGCGAGGAAGAUCAACUUGAAAGCUCAUGACAACUAUGAAUCGCUCCGUCGUGCUCUCGAGGAGAUGUCUCGCAACUUCCUCUCGAAUCCUUAUCAGCCAUAUAUCCAAUCAGAGGAAGCGCAGAACGAGGAGGUCGAUACUGGUGACUUCGUAAUUCUUUACGAGAACCACCAAGGCAACCGAAUGCUCAUUACUGAUGCUGCCUGGGAGGUGUUCAUCAACACAGCGAGAAGGCUUUACAUCGUCAAGAAUCCAGAAGCUGCAGUAACCGGCAAGGUGGUGGUGGAGGAGGAACUACUCAUCUCUUCAUCUCAAGUUAUGUUCGGUGGAUGUUUUAUGUACAACGGAGGAGAGUCGAGCAGCAGCUGA